AUGUCUACCGCAACAGCUUUAGAGACUACAAAUGCUGAAAGAAAAUUUGUGAAUACGUAUCUAGAAUUGAUGCAAUUAUCCAAAGCUGAAUCGUUAGAUAAAUUCAAUUCAACGCAAGAUUACAAUAAUUUAUCAUCGUUGGGUCCAAGUUUGCCUAAAUGUAUUUAUAAAUUCCCCGAACCACAAAAUGUAACAGAGGCAACGGAAUCUAGGGUGAAUUUGAAAUUUAAAUCGAUUAAACCACCAUUCAAAUUCCAAACUGAAUUGACAAACAUUCCUGUCAAUUUCACCAUCUACAAGGUAAAAGCGCAAUUGAUCGAAUCAUUGGAAGUUUUACACAAUGCUGGAGUCACUGCAAAAGAUUUGAAAUUGAUGGUUAAAUCAAAAGUUGCUCAAGAUACUGCGGUUUUGUCAACUUUAAUAAAUCUGGAAGAACCAAUAAGUUUCAAUUGUAUGGUAUCAGCACCAACUGGGGUAAAACCUGUUGCUAGUUCCACCAGGACUGACGAAGAUGAUCCUGAAGUGGAAGCUGCUUCCGAUGCUGUGUCUACAACUGCUACUACUAUUGGUAUAUCUGAAGCUGGUUGGAAUAAAAUAUAUGAAAUUAUAUUACAAGAUAUAAAAGAUGCCGGUAAAGCUAAGGAAUUAUUAACCAAAUUGAAACAAAGUGUAUAA
Molecule: messenger RNA, 675 nt
Organism: Candida dubliniensis CD36
Lineage: Eukaryota; Fungi; Ascomycota; Pichiomycetes; Serinales; Debaryomycetaceae
Exons: 1
Coding region: 1-675 (224 amino acids)
Source: RefSeq, a predicted model, not a curated record